AUGGCAGCACUCAGGCAGUCACAAGGACAUGUUGUGGUGGGUGCUACUUUUAUUAUUUUGCAGCCUCCAAAUGUCGCCGUACCGCCGCAACAUUUGAUUAUGAUGCAACAACAACAGCAACACGGUCAACAAGCACCAAUGAUGGCAGCAGGACCAGCACAAAAUCCAUACGCAAUGCCACCAAUGGCACAACAAGUACAAAUGAUCCCAACCACGAGUAUGCAAGCACCAAUGAUGAUGCAGCAUCCUGCACAAUUGCAGGCCGCACCCGGUGCCCCACAGCCGGCAUAUGCCGUCGUUAAUCCGACACCGGUAAACGGUAUUAUAGGCUUGACACCAACACCUCGAGGAGUUUUUUCGAAAUAUGUAACACCAAAUCCAGCAACAUUCUCGUACGAUCAAAAUUCCGGUUACUACCUCGAUCCUGAAACGAAGUUCUUCUAUGAUCAAAAAACCGGCUACUAUUACAAUAAUGACACAAGGAAGUGGUGUUCAUGGGAUCCCACCUACAGUACCUAUUUCCCAGUGGAAGAUACGGUAAGUUGA
Molecule: messenger RNA, 546 nt
Organism: Cylicostephanus goldi
Lineage: Eukaryota; Metazoa; Nematoda; Chromadorea; Rhabditida; Strongylidae
Source: the annotation of a GenBank genome assembly